AUGUAUUGUAUCAGUCUUAUUGAUCGCACAAAUUUAUCCAGUGCAGCCAUUGCUGGCAUGAAUGAGGAUCUCAUGUUGCUUGGCGACAGAUAUUCUAUCUUAGUCCUUCUCUUCUUUAUUACAUACACCUUACUACAACCGCUGGCAACCAUAAUUUUGCGAAGGGUCGGCCCCAGGCCCUUUUUGGCCGGAAUUUGCUUCUCAUGGGGCGUUGUCAUGCUCGGCCAUGGCUUUGUGAAUGUAUGGUGGGCCAUGACGCCUCUCCGUGUCCUUCUUGGUGCCUUUGAGGCAGGCUUUUUCCCAUGUUGUCUGUAUCUCAUCUCGACCUGGUUUUCUCGUUAUGAACUUCAUCGUCGUUAUUCUUUCUUCUAUCUGAUCGGCGUUCUGGCUAGUGGGUUUUCUGGUGUUCUUGCGUAUGGGCUUAUGCAAAUGGAUGGGCUUUCUAACUACCGUGGCUGGCGUUGGAUCUUCAUUAUUGAAGGUAUCAUAACGAUGAUAAUCGCUUGUGUUGGAUAUUUCACCAUUGUCGACUUCCCUGACCGCAGCGUCGAGAAGUCGUGGAACUUUCUGUCUGAGCGUGAAUGUCAAUGGGUAAUCCGCAAGAUCUCCGCUGACCGAGACGAUGCCGACAUCGACAAGUUCGACUUCAAGAAGUGGGCAACCAGUGGCCUUGAUCCUAAAGUUUGGGGUUUUGCUCUUAUUUUCUGCUUCGUCACCACGACAUCCUACGCUGUUGCUUAUUUUCUGCCUAUCAUCCUUCGAGGCAUGGGAUUUUCUGUUGCAGCUUCGCAACUACUGGUCGCCCCUCCCUAUGUGAUGGCCUGUAUCAUGAUGAUGAUUGUGUCUUGGUUUGGUGAUAAGUAUAAGACGAAGGCCCCUAUCUUGAUCAUCUGCAGUACUCUUACUAUCGUCGGACUCAUUAUCAUGGGAUUCACGACCAGCAUCGGCUCUCGUUACUUUGGUGUCUUCAUGGUCGCUGCGGCUGCAAACACUAACCUUCCCACGAUCAUGGCAUAUCAGGCCAACAACAUCCGGGGACAGUGGAAACGUGCUUUUUGCUCAGCCACGCUGGUAGGCUUUGGAGGCAUCGGCGGUAUUGCUGGUUCACUUCGACCUGGCAUAUAUGCUACCAUCACCUGCAAUAGCCUAGUGAUCAUCAUAGUGGCUUUACUCUCCGUCCACUUUAGAAGAUGCAAUAAGAAGGCUGAUCAGGGUCUAUUGAUUAUUGAGGGGCUUGAGGGAUUCCGCUAUACGAUCUAG
Messenger RNA from Clonostachys byssicola, 1260 nucleotides. The record is from the annotation of a GenBank genome assembly. NCBI's taxonomy places the organism in Eukaryota, Fungi, Ascomycota, Sordariomycetes, Hypocreales, Bionectriaceae.